Molecule: messenger RNA, 1702 nt
Organism: Saccostrea cuccullata (small rock oyster)
Lineage: Eukaryota; Metazoa; Mollusca; Bivalvia; Ostreida; Ostreidae
Exons: 2
Coding region: 71-1603 (510 amino acids)
Biological process (GO): DNA integration
Molecular function (GO): nucleic acid binding
Source: RefSeq, a predicted model, not a curated record
GGAGCGGUGAUCGUUAUGCACACGGCUUUGCUAAUGGCGAAUGGAGUCCAAAAACUGAAAUAGAUUAAGGAUGGCUGACAGAGAUAUUUGUGAAAUUGAAGAAGAUUUCAUAGCAUUCUUUAAUAGCCUUUUAGAGAUGUUUGAGUUUUUUGAGGAGAAAGACAGAUUUACUCAUGAUGACAUUGAAUUUGGCCAGGAAAGAUUAAGAGGAGCAAUUAAUACCCUGUCGUUUAUUCAAUCACAUCCAUUAUUUAAAAAUCGGGCAUCACCAGAUUUACAGCAAUCUGUGAAAAUCCUUCUGGAUUAUUUUAGUGAUGCGAGAAAAUUUUUUCAAGACAUUCAACCACCUCAAUGCAGUGUCCCAGCAAUUGUGAAUGGUGCAGGGGAGGUAUUGCAUACAGGAGAUGUAGGCAGACCUACAGCAUUUAUAAAUAUAGAGCAAGUGAUUUAUUUAUUGAACCAUGGAUUUAAAUAUACGGAAGUGGCCAAAAUCUUUCUAAUUCAUAGAACCACAUUGUGGAGGAGAUUGAAAAAUGAAGUGGAUUUUAAAAGAUACACAGAAAUUGGUGAUGAAGAAUUGUCAACAAUAAUAAAGAACAUAAAAGACGAGCAUCCUCAUAGUGGUGUUUCUAUAGUGAUUGGACAUUUACGAUCAAAUGGCAUAACUGUACAACACAGAAGGGUUCGAAGAGUUUUGAGAGCACUUGAUCCAGUUAAUUCAGCAUUACGGUGGGGUAUGAUGACCUAUAGGAGGGUCUACAGUGUUCCUGGACCAAAUGCGCUAUGGCAUAUCGAUGGGCACCACAAACUCAUAAGGUGGAAGAUGGUUACCCAUGGUGGUAUAGAUGGAUUUAGUCGACUUAUUGUUUAUUUAAAGUGUUCCAACAAUAACCUUGCUGAAACUGUUUUAAAUCUGUUUAUGGAAGCUGUUGAAACAUUUUCUUUACCAUCAAGAGUAAGAGGUGAUAAAGGUUCUGAGAAUGUUGAGGUUGCCAGAUAUAUGGAGCAAACCAGAGGAAGAAAUCGUGGCAGCUUUAUUGCAGGAAGGUCCAUACACAAUUCUCGAAUAGAGAGAUUAUGGAGAGACGUGUUUUACUCUGUAAUUCAAACAUAUUACUCUUUGUUUUAUUAUCUUGAAAGCAUAAGUGAACUAGAUAUUGAAAAUCACAUAGAUAUGCUUUGUCUUCACUACAUAUUCAUUCCAAGAAUUAAUGUGGCAUUGACAGAGUUCAGAAAUGCAUACAACUGUCAUAGCAUGCGGACUGAGCACCACUGGAGUCCAUUUAAAAUGUGGAUCAAUGGAAUGAUCAACCAUAAUCAGCAAAACUCUGUUGGUAAUUGUGUUUUUGAGUUGAAUGAUGACAUUUCUAUAUCAGACAUUGAGACUUUUGGAAUAGACCCAGAAGAAGUGCCAGACCAUGAAUCAUUUGAUGAGGAACUACAUGAUAAUCAAGAAACAUUUCAAUUGCCUGAAUUGCCAACACAAAUGGAUUUGAUCUUUGAAAGGUUAACAUCAUCAGUAAACCCACUAGAUUUAAGUGAAAAUCUUGGAAUUGACUUAUUCAGAGCAGCAAAGCAAAAUUUAUACUCUCUUUUAAACUAAGAUGAAUUGUAAAAAUUGUUUACGAUAUUAAAUAUUAUGGCCAUUGAUUACACUUCCUAGUCAAGCUUACGCUUUAGCAAUAAAACUCUGAUCAUAACA